Messenger RNA from Exophiala aquamarina CBS 119918, 1119 nucleotides. RefSeq lists its product as uncharacterized. Gene Ontology annotation, biological process: transmembrane transport. The coding region runs from base 1 to 1119 and encodes 372 amino acids. Gene Ontology annotation, molecular function: transmembrane transporter activity. NCBI's taxonomy places the organism in Eukaryota, Fungi, Ascomycota, Eurotiomycetes, Chaetothyriales, Herpotrichiellaceae. The transcript has 3 exons. The record is from RefSeq and is a predicted model, not a curated record.
AUGACUCAGUUUACCACAGAACGGGACGCGGACGAGAUCGAGUAUGGCACAAAUCUUGGUCACCUCCGUCUACGACACGUUGAGACCAAUGACAUUAUCCUGAUUCCAACGCCAUCCAAGGACCCUGAUGACCCUCUCAACUGGCCUAAGUCUCGGAAGAUCUAUUCGGCCAUCCUAGUAUGCUUGGCCAUGUUCUUUUGCAACUUCCUCGCCGCUGGGCCAACGGUGGCAAUUGUCGACAUCACUAUCGAUUUCGAAAGAGUUGCUCCUACAGAGCCGGGCUUUCCAGCUGCCAUUGCCAAAAUCGCAUACUUUUUCACCACCACUGCCCCACUUCAAGGCACUGGCAACAUCGUCUGGAUGCCGUUGAUCGUUAAACAUGGACGAAGGCCAGUAUACAUCAUCUCCUUUAUAUGCUAUACUAUCACUGCAAUCUGGGUCGGCGUCUCCAAGAAUUAUGCUUCCGAGAUGGCUUCAAGGAUACUCAUGGGUUUCUUUGCCGGCGCUGGAGAAUGCGUGGCUCCACUCACCAUAUCUGACAUAUUCUUUCUUCACGAAAGAGGCUUUUACAUGGCAGUGUACACCGUUUCGCUGUCUGCUGGCGUCUCCGGGGGCAUCAUAGUCGCCGGAUUGAUCACCAUCACACACUCCUGGCGCUAUAUUUACUAUGUUGCCACAGCCCUCAUCGGCGCUCUAACUAUUCUCGUUUUCUUGACGCUGCCAGAAACAUCGUACGUCCGCAACUCAGCCUAUGGCCCAACCUCCCGCCUGGCUAGUCCGAAAGCCCCCAUUGCCUUUGAUGAAGAGAAUAACACGAGGACCGAGAAGUCACACAGCAACCAUCAAGAGAAUGAGCACAAAAUUAGCAUCGACCAGGACACCAAUAAGUCUCCAAGAGAGUUUUUUUUGCGUUCGCUGCGCGUGUUUCAUGGAAGAUUCACAAAGGAAAGCCUGUGGAAGAUGGCCUACAGGCCUGUUAUCCUUCUUGUGCUUCCACCUGUCCUUUGGGCCACCCUCGUCAUGUCCGUCACCAUUGGGUUUCUGGUCGCUAUCACCUCCAACUUCGCCUCUGCUUUUGCAACCAACUACGGCUUCGAAUCGUGGCAAUCCGGCCUAUGA